UUCUUUCGUUUCGACUUGCCUUAAGGAUGUACCGGUCUUUCGGCGUUCUUCUGGCACUUUUCGUAGUGCUUCAUGCAGCGAAUGUGCGGAAGCAGCUAGCUUCCCAACAAUGCAUCCCUGAGGAUGUAACGUUCCUGGUAGAUUCAUCAUCAUAUGUAGGAGCCGAUUACUUCAGAAUGCAACUCGACUUCAUCAAAUCCACUAUAAAUAACUACUAUAUAGCACCCCAAUGCACGCGAGUGAGCUUGGUUACCUUCAGUGAUGGUGCUUACAACCAGUUCUACCUCAACCAGUAUGCCAACAAGGCGGCGCUGUUCAAUGCCAUAGACAAUAUACAGUACACCCCGGCCACGCAUCGGUACUCCACCGAGGGCCUCAAGUACAUGAUGGCCAACAGCUUCAUGUCCUUGCAUGGUGGACGAAACAACGUGCCACACAUCGGGAUCAUGGUUUCCAACGGGCUACCGGCCAAUACAAAUGCGUUUUUGCAAACGGCGCAACAGGUUAAAGCGAGUGGCAUCAAAUUGUACACAGUGGGAGUGGGAACCGGCGGACAUUUGCAACAGUUCGCCACUGCUGCUAGCUCACCAUACAGCCGCUAUUCUCUAGUGGCCGAUAGCUACUCGACCCUUAACGAUCUUUCAUAUCCACUCGCAUACCGAACAAUGAGUGAGGCUCCUUUGACGUCAGUUCAGAAACAAGCAUGUGUUCCGAAGGCUGAUAUCGUGUUCCUUAUUGAUGGAAGUGGAAGUAUUGGACCAACAAACUUCAACAAACUGAAAACCUUCCUGAAGGGUAUUACCAGUCAGCUUGACGUGGGCGCUGACAAGAUUCAUGUUGGUGUCGAGCAGUUCAGCAACUACCCGUCUAUUGAGUUCCCGCUCAAUAUGCACACAAACGAUGCUGACCUGAGUUCGGCAGUCGACAACAUCAACUACAUGAGCGGUGGCACCAACACUGGAAGCGCCAUCGACUACAUGUCGCAGCAGAUGUUCUCCCAGACAAGCGGUGCGCGUCCCAGCGUUCCAAGGAUAGCGGUGGUCAUCACUGACGGAAAAUCGUCCAGCUCCGCCGCCACCGCUACCGCCGCCGACCAGGCCCGUCAGAACCACAUCUCCUUGAUUGCUGUUGGCGUCGGAAACGGUGUCGACAUCAAUGAACUCCACAGCAUCGCCGAUGAUCCAGACAGCUCCAACACGUUUACUGUGAACAGCUAUGAUCAGCUCAACACCCUUACUGCCCAGAUCAUUCAGAAAGCUUGCUCAGUUAGAACAACAGCCCCUCCAGUUUCCAGUAACAACAAUGCCGGAGGCACCUUGCCACCCGAUCCUUGCCAAGACUCUCUUGCUGAUUGCAAACGAUACGGAGAGAGCGUCUGUGUUGACUACGCUCCCUGGGCCCAUGACAACUGUCAAAGAUACUGCGGAUUCUGUAAUCCUCUGUACACCACUGCUCCUCCACCUUGCGUGGAUCUCCUCUCCAAUUGUCCUAACUACGGAUCUGCCGUCUGCAACAACAACCUGUAUCAAGGAUGGGCCAAGGACAAUUGUAGGAAAUUCUGUGGCUUCUGUGGACCUAGUGUCAGUGCUGUAGGAUUCUAUGGACAAUGUAGUUACAAAGGAAAAUCUUACAACCCCGGAGAGAAAUGGACUGAUGGAUGUGACUAUGAGUGUAUCUGUGAGGAUGGAGCAAGCGGUCGCUACAAAUGCUACAACAGGUGUCCUCUCUACUACAACUUGCCCGCUGAGUGUACGCUCGUCCGAGACCCACAGGAAUGUUGUCAAAGACCUGUUUGCAACUUCAACCAGAAUCUCCAGACAUUCGAGCAGACUAGUCCUGCCCGAACUCCAACAGGCGUCGGUGUAUGUGUGUACAAAGGAAAACAAUACUAUGAGAGUCAGUCUUGGAAGGAUGGCUGUAACUACCAAUGCACUUGCGCCAACGGAAACACAGGACUGUACAAAUGUCAAUCUUUAUGCCCACAAUACCAGUCUCUCCCUCCAUAUUGCCACAUGGUCAAAAAGGCCGGAGAGUGCUGUGCUCAGCCAAGUUGCGAAUUUAACACACAGAGCGGAUCUUUUACAGGAACCGGAUCCAUCAGUGGAGGCGGAGUUGGCAAAACACCAACCACACCACCACCCUGCGUUAACCAGCUAUCUAACUGUGAGAGAUAUGGACAAGAUGUCUGCUCAGGGUUCUCUAAUUGGGCCUCCGUAAACUGCAGAAAGUACUGCAAUUUGUGCAAUGUUCAACCAACACCUGCACCAACAGAUCAAUGCAUGUAUCAGGGUCAUGCCUACAGCCAGGGUCAAGGUUGGAAGGUCAGCUGUGACACAGAGUGUGUUUGUGAGAACGCUAUUUAUGGAUACUACCGAUGCACCAAUACAUGCCCCACAUACAACAACUUACCAAAGGGAUGUUAUGAAGUAAAGAAAGCUGGCCAGUGUUGCCCAACAGUACAGUGUGAGAAUGGAGUUCUACUCACAUCCACGAACAACUUGGGGACUAUUGGUAGUGGAGGCCUGAUCAGUGUCCUUCACCCCCCUGUCCCCCAGGCUGUCCCCACCCUCCCCAGUGGAGGUCAACCUCUCCCAGGAACCGGAGGAACUGGCUUCAUGGCUCCAUCACUCAAGGGUUGUUUGUACAAGGGAGUGAUGUACAUCCAGGAUCAGAUUUGGAAUGAUGAAUGUAAAUACACUUGUGAGUGCCAGGACGCCAGCACUGGAUUGUAUAGAUGUAAUGAAAGAUGCCCAACCUACCUCAACCUGCCAGCUGCAUGCACCUUUGUAACAGACCCCAAUGACUCCUGUUGUAAGAAGCCCACAUGUCCAGAUCCCAACACGCCCAUUGUGCCCACAUUUGGUCAAAGUAACAUUGGUCACGGAAUAGUCCAGCCUCCCAGCUCCACAGACCUGUACCAGAACUACAGUCCCAUACCUUACACUGUCAUCUACAACACCGGACAAACCACUCAAUCACCCUCUGCCACAAACCCUGUCACCAUUGGAUACUGUCUGAGAAAUGGACAGAAACAUUUACAAGGAGAGCAGUGGAAUGAAGGAUGUGACUACAUCUGUACUUGUGAAGAUGCCUCAACAGGAAAGUGGAAAUGUACCCAGAGAUGCCGUGUCUACUCUAAUCUACCCAAGCCUUACUGCUACCUGAUCCAGGAUCCAAGUGAUGCCUGCUGUCAGAAGCCCAAGUGUGACUUCACUGCAAGCACUAACAUCCACAGCGGCUCUUACUCAGCCCCGGUUACCGUCACUCAGAGGCCCACAACAACCCCCCGCCCUACCACCCCCAAACCAAACGUCUGUGUGUACAAUGGCAAACAGUACAGCCAAGGACAAGUCUGGUAUGAUGGUUGCAACUACAAAUGUACCUGUGAUGACGCCUAUGGUGGAAUCUACAGAUGUGUCAACAGAUGCCCAGUGUACCAGAACGUCCCUGAUGUAUGCACUAUGGUACCUGACCAGAGUGAUCCUACUUGUUGCCAGAUGCCCAGAUGUAAUUUCACCCCAGUCAACAACACAGUCAACGGACAGGGAGGAGGCGUGUCCACUCUGGCUCCAGGAACCUACCAAGGAAUUGGCACCGGAGUCAACAUCGGUUUUUGUCUGUACAAAGGAAAACAGUACACUCAAGGUCAAAGAUGGGAUGAUGGCUGUGAUUUCAGAUGCGAAUGUAAAGACCAGAGCACUGGAAGAUACGUCUGUUCUGAUAUGUGCCCAAGAUACAGUGACCUUCCAGCUCAGUGCAAACUGAUCCCUGACUUCCGUAACCCUUGCUGCAAAGUUCCAGACUGUGGAUUUGAUGGAACUCUGACCUCCAUUAGCGGUCAGAAUACCUUGGCUCCUCCAAUGCCGGGACAGCCUACCCCUUCUCCAAACCCCCUCAACCCCAACCCCAACCCCACACCAAACAUGGGAGUACCUGUUCUCAACUACUGUUUGUACAAGGGAGUGAAAUACUUCCAAGGACAGUCAUGGGAAGAUGGAUGUGACAAGAAAUGUCUGUGUGACCAGGCCUCAGAAGGACUGUACACCUGCAACGACAGAUGCCCUCAGUACACACAGGCCCUCCCCAAGGAGUGCCGAAUGGUGACCUCAAAAACCGACCCCUGCUGUCAGGAGCCCCAAUGUGACAUUCCUUCUCUGCUGGCCAACAUCACUGGAACCUUGUCCCCUGGCAUGAUCCCGACACUGGCUCCACCUGGUGUAAUUUCAGGCUAUGCCAACACUCCAACUCCUCAGCCUCAGGCUCCAGGACAGUCUACACUGGCUCCAAAGCCAAUCAACUUCUGCGUUUACAAAGGCCUUCAGUAUGCCACAGGGUCACGAUGGGAUGAUGGCUGUGACUUCACCUGUGUCUGCACUGAUGGAACUACAGGACACUAUGACUGCACAGAGAAAUGCCCAAGAUAUGGUCAAUUGCCACGUGAAUGCUACCUCACAAAGGAUCCUGCCAACCCAUGUUGCCAGAAACCAGAAUGUGUCUUCAACCCUAAUGUGGCCGAAUUCACCAACGCUCCCACUACCAAAGCUCCCCUCCCUGGAUCCACCAAUGCCCCUACCCCUCAGCCAUCUGGAAUGCCAAAUCCCAACCCAUUCCCAACUCCUGCCCUCCCCAAAGCUGUGUGUGUAUACAAGGGAAUGAGUUACACUCAGGGCCAGCAGUGGUACGAUGGCUGUGACUACACCUGUACAUGUGAGGACGCCAUGCAAGGAGUCUACAGAUGUAGCAAGAGAUGUACUGAGUAUCCACAAAUGACCCCAGGCUGCAGCCUUGUCGCCGAUUCCAAAGACCCUCUGUGCUGUAAGGUGCCUCAGUGUCAGGUCCCACCCAAGUACAGCAACCAGACAGGCUUCAUCAACAUUCCUACCCCUCCCCCAGGAGUCAUCACUGGAGGAUCUGUCACAAAGGCACCAACCUUGGCUCCAAACCCAGCCCCAGGUCAACCAACUCCCAAUCCUUCACUCAAUCCUACACCAGCUCCCACACCUGUCUGUAUCUACAAGGGAAAUCAGUAUACACAGUCACAGAGAUGGCAAGAUGGCUGCGACUUUAACUGUGAAUGCACCAAUGCUCAGACUGGAUUCUACAAAUGCACUGAAAUGUGCCCCAACUACAAUGGCCUUCCACCACAGUGCCAGCUGGUCACUGAUGUCAACAAGCCUUGCUGUAAGAAGCCCUACUGUAACUUCCAGGGUGUGACAAUUGAGGUCACUAAUACCCCAGCUCCUAACAUGGGGACAACCAUUGCUCCUAACCCACUCAACCCCACCGGACCAACUCUUUUCCCUACCCCUGCUCCACCAGAGGUGUGUGUCUACAAUGGAGUCCAGUUUAAACAAGGAGCAACUUGGCAAGAUGGAUGCUCUCUGAACUGUGUCUGUGAAAAUGGAAAGACUGGUUUCUACAGAUGUAACGAAAGGUGUGCCCGCUAUGACUCUGUCCCAGCUGGAUGUACAAUGACAACAGACCCCAAGGACAGCUGUUGCAGAAUCCCUGUCUGUGCUCCACAGCCAGCAACCACACUGGCCCCAGUGCCUGGAAACCCCGCCCCCACUCCAAACCCCAACCCCACCCCACCUCAGGUCCCCGUUGUCACAGGAUCCAUCAUUGGAAUAGGUGUGACCCCCACUCCUAAACCAGGUGAGACCCCUGCACCCAACCCAGUACCUGUCUGUGUCUACAAAGGUGUGCAGUACACUCAGGGGCAGAGGUGGGAUGAUGGAUGCACAUACAAGUGUGAAUGCAUCGAUGCCAGUGCUGGAAAGUACAAAUGCACUAAGAGAUGUGGAGAGUUCCCCAGCCUACCUUCAUCCUGUUCUCUGAUCAAUGACCCCAAUGACCAGUGCUGCAGAGUCCCCUUCUGUCAGCCUAAUCCAGUCUCCACCCCAGCUCCAAACCCAGGAACCACCCUGGCACCAGGAAUCAAUCCUACUCUGUCACCUAAUCCUAACCCUAAUCCCAAUCCAAACCCUAAUCCUACACCUAAUCCCAACCCAACAGGACCAACACCAGCUCCACAACCUAAAAACAUCUGUACCAUGAAUGGCCGUACCUACACCCAGGGACAGCAAUGGUAUGAUGGCUGUGAUAGAAUCUGCAGGUGUGAGGAUGGAAGCACUGGAUUUUACAGAUGCCAAGAUAGAUGUAGCAAAUAUGACAGCGUACCACAGAACUGUAUUCUUGUGGCUGAUCCCAAUGACCCACAGUGCUGCAAAGUUCCCUCUUGUAUUCCUGGACCAAACGGAUUCCCCACUCCUACCCCAGGACCUGACGGAUCCACCGUGGCUCCAGAACUGAUCACAAAUGUGCCAGUGGGUGUGGUCACAGGAUACGCCAAGCCGACGCCCACUGCCACCCCAGCCCCAGUGCCUGUGGGAGGAACCACCGCCAAACCCAUGCCAACUCCAGCACCCAGAGAUGUUUGUGUGUACAAGGGAGUUGAGUACAUUCAGGGACAGAGAUGGCAAGAUGGAUGCACCUACAAUUGUGUCUGUGAGAAUGGAAUGACUGGCAAAUACAAGUGUACAGACAGGUGUGCAGCCUACCCAGCCCUGCCACCAUACUGUUCCCUUGUACAGGACCCCAGUGACUUCUGUUGUAAACAGCCCCUGUGUAACUACCAGACACAGGCUCCCUCUAUCCCCCCACCAGUGACCCCCAGCCCUCUCCCUGGGCAGCCCACACCUAGCCCUAAUGUCAACCCCACACCAGCACCCAACCCCAAUGCGGUCUGUGUGUACCAAGGAGUGGCCUACAAACAAGGAGAUACCUGGAAUGAGGGAUGUAUCAAGAAAUGUCGAUGUGACGAUGCCAGCAAGAACAUCUAUACCUGCUUUGACAGAUGUCCAUCGUACAAACUGAACCCAGGCUGUGUAAUGACCACGGAUCGUAAUGACCCCUGCUGUCAGGUACCCUCCUGCACUGUGGUGCCCACCCCCGCGCCAAUCCAGACACCUGCCCCCAUGCCAGGAGUGAGCACCGUGGUCCCAGGAACAGUACCCACCCCUGUUCCCUCUGCUUACCCAUCCCCCAUCCCCACAGGACAAGUAGGAACCAUUGUGGGUCAACCUCAGAUUCCCCCACUCAGAGCUGUGUGUGACUACAAGGGAAUGAAGUAUACCACUGGACAGAAAUGGCAAGAUGGAUGUCAAUACGACUGUGAAUGUAUUGAUGGCUCAACUGGACAGUACAGAUGCACUGAAAAGUGUCCAAGAUUCCCCCAGAUCCCAAGCUACUGUAUCAUGGCCCAGGAUCCCAUGGAACCCUGUUGUAAGACGCCAGUGUGUAACACUGUCACCCCCACACCACAGCCUAAUGGUGCCCCCACCCCACUGUCAGGAUCUACCCUGCCACCAACACUGAUGCCUCCUGUCACCCCAGGACCCAUACCCACCCCACCGCAACCCAAGAAUGCAUGUAUUAUGAAUGGAAAAUCCUACACCCAAGGACAGCAGUGGGAUGAUGGAUGCAAACAGAUCUGUGUAUGUGAUGAUGGAGCCACUGGACACUACACCUGUAGAUCAAGAUGUGCUCAGUAUCCUAACAUUGCUCCCAGCUGUAUCAUGGUCCCAGAUCCCAAUGAUCCCAAAUGUUGCCAGAUCCCACAGUGUGACCAGACCAAUCCUAACCAGCCAUCGGGAAUAACUGGCAGUAUCACUGGCACCAAUCCAACACUGGCACCAACUCCCAACUACACUCCAUCUCCAAACCCUAAUCCAAACCCAAAUCCCAAUCCCAAUCCCAAUCCUAAUCCUUAUCCAUAUCCAACACCAUAUCCAGGAGGCACCUAUCCUCCAUACAUGAUCCCAUCUCCCAAUUCUAACAAUACUCCAGCCCCAGGAAUGCAGACUACUCAACAACCAACCAUGCCACCUACCCCUCAGCCAAAUAUGUGUGUCUACAAGGGCAAGGCCUACAGCCAGGGAAUGAAAUGGAGGGAUGGUUGUGAUUACAACUGUGAGUGUCAAGAUGGCAUGACAGGACGAUAUGUCUGCACAGAAAUAUGUCCAAGGUAUCCCAACUUGCCAGCCGGCUGUGUAAUGGUCAAUGAUCCAGCCAACCCAUGUUGUAAGAAGCCUGACUGCAGCAACCCCACCCCUCUCCCUGUCCUGACCCCUAGCCCACGUCCAGGAGUCAACCCCACACCAGGUCCAACCAACACCCCAGCCCCAAGUUUCUGUAUCUACAAUGGAAUCCCCUACCAGGAGGGCAAGACGUUCGAGGACGGAUGUGACAAGAUCUGUACCUGUGAGAACGGCAUGUUGGGUCAUGUGACUUGCAAGGACAGAUGCCCAACCUUCCCACCCCUCAAGAGUGGAUGUACAAUGGUCACCGACCCCAACGACAAAUGCUGCCAGGUGCCAAACUGUGUCAACUCCACUACCCUGGUGCCAUACAGCCCCGGCGGUACUAUCAAUGGUCAGAAUAUACCUCCCUCACCGGGAUCCCCCAGCGGUGGAACCAGAAAUGUGUGUGUUUACAAUGGCAAGAUCUACACCCAGGGACAGCAGUGGGACGAUGGAUGCACCUACCACUGUGUGUGCUUGGACUCCACCACUGGACACUACCAGUGUACCGAAAGAUGUAACAGAGUGCCACAAUUGCCACCAUACUGUACAAUGGUGAAUGAUCCAAAUGACCAGUGUUGUCAGAUGCCUUACUGCCAGAACCCCAACCCAACACCUAACCCCAACCCAUCACCCGAUGGAUCACCCACAGUGGCACCAAACCCAGGACCCAACAUGAAUCCAACACCAGCUCCAAAGCCUAAAGAUGUGUGCGUGUUCAAGAACACCCAGUACUACAGACAGGACCAGCAGUGGUAUGACGGCUGUAAUGCUGUAUGUCGUUGUGAGAAUGCUGCCACCGGGUACUACAGAUGUCAGGAGAGAUGUGCUCGAUACACCAGCGUGCCAGCUGAGUGUACUCUGGUUCCCGAUCCCAAAGAUCCCUCUUGCUGCCAGGUACCAAAAUGCCCAGUUAAGCCCACAGCCGGCCCAGUGCCCACACCAGGAUAUGUACCUACACCGGUCACUGCCAAGCCUGGAGUACUGACUGGCCUUGCCCCUGUACCUACAUCUCAGCCCACUCCUAGCCCACUUCCAGGAAACACUCCUUCACCAACCCUUUCACCACCUCUACCCAAAGCAGGCUGUUACUACAAGGGAGUCGUUUACCAGAAGGGACAGACCUGGUCCGAUGGAUGCCAGUUUGACUGUGUGUGCUUGGAUGAUAUGUCUGGACAGUACCAGUGUACAGAAAAAUGCACCAAAUACCCAAAUCUGGAUAGCCACUGUGUCCUAUUACAAGACACUGCCAAUCCAUGUUGCCAGAAACCGUACUGUGACUUUGUGAACCCCACACCAUUCCCCAAUGGUAUCCCAACACCACAGCCCAUCAUGACCCCAGCACCACUGCCAGGAAACCCCUCUGUGGCCCCCAACACUGUACCCACCCCAAAUCCUAACCCCACCAGAGCCCCACCCCCAGGCUCCUGUGUGUACAAGGGUGUGUUCUACUCUCAGGGUCAGACCUGGAAUGACGGAUGUGACAAGACUUGUCAGUGUGACGAUGUCACCACUGGCUACAUCAGCUGCCAUCCAAGAUGCCAUACCUACAAUAGUGUACCAGCUGGCUGCGUCCUUAGAACAGAUCCCAAGGACAGUUGCUGUGUGGCCCCAGACUGUAACAAUCCCAACAUCCUGAACCCUACCCCACAACCUAGCCCCACACCAGGACCCGGUGGCAUCACCCUUAACCCUCAGAUGAACCCCAGCACCAGUGGAGUGAUGAUUUACCCCUCACCUGUUCCCACUGGUAGCUUCAUUGGAAGUGGCAUCGUCCCAGGAGCUGGCUCAAGUUACCCUGGAACAAUUAUCACUGGAUCUACAAAGGCCUGUAUCUACAAGGGUGUUGCUUACAACCAGGGAGACAAAUGGGACGAUAACUGUCAGUACAAGUGUGAGUGUAUUGAUGCUUCAAGAGGACAAUACAGGUGUACCGACAGAUGCUACACUUACCCACCACUUCCACCCCAGUGCUCUUACGAACGUGAUCCCAAUGAUGUCUGCUGCCAAGUUGCCAAGUGUACACCAUUCAUACCAACCUAUGGUCCAACAGUGACUUUAGCCCCUAACACACCGAUCGUCAUUAACCCCAAUACCAACACUCCAGUCAUUGGAACACAGACCACAGCUCCCAUUAUCAUCAACCCCAACACAAACCCAGGUGUCACUGGGACACAGACCACUCAGAACCCCAUUGUCAUCAACCCCAACACCAAUCCUUCUAACACAGGCUCCCAAACCACACUCAAACCCUCAAAUAUGUGUCUCUACAAGGGUGGUCUCCACCCCCAGGGCUCUAAGUGGCAGGAUGGCUGUGACUUCACUUGUUAUUGUGUGGAUGCCAUGUCUAACAGUUACAGAUGUCAGGCAAGAUGCAAGACCUACUCCUCACUCCCAUCCUACUGUCACUUGGUCCCUGAUCCAGCCGAUCAGUGCUGUGAGAAAGUAGAAUGCACAGCCCCCAACGGUCAGGUGCUGGUUCCCCAGAUUCCUAGCGGACCAACAGUCUCCCCUACCCUGUCACCAACCAUUCAGCAUGUGAUCCCCGUGGGAACCCACCAGGUGUUCACCGGAUCUGGACAGCCUAGCUACCCCAUCAGUGGUGCUCCUGGAACCUCAGGCACCAGAAGUGGAUGUGUGUACAAGAGUACAGUGUAUCACCAAGGACAGUCCUGGGAUGAUGGCUGUAAAUAUGUCUGCAACUGUAUGGAGGAAUCCACCGGUCUCUACAAGUGUACAUCUAAAUGCCCAUCCUAUCCACCACUGCCAAGCUACUGUAGCUUCACCAACGUCCCUGGUCAGUGCUGCCCAACUCUCAGCUGUAACAGUCCAGACUUUGGCAACUACAACCCCGCCCCACAGCUGUACCCUACCCCAGCACCCGCGAUCCAACCCUCUCAGGUACCCCAGAUCAUCAACCCAGGAUACAACCCCAGUGUGACUGGCAGUCAGGUUGUUCCUGGAACUGUGGCCUCAGGAUUCACUGGAAGCAGAAACAACUUGUGCAUCUACAAGAAUAAACUGUACAACCAGGGAGACAAAUGGGAUGAUGGAUGUGAAUACUCCUGCGAGUGCAAGGAUGCAAACAGUGGAUACUACGAGUGUAGUCCAAAAUGUCCCAACUACAAUCUGCCCACUGAGUGCUAUCUGAUGAGAGCUGGUGGAGACUGCUGCCCACAACCAAUGUGCAGAAACCCCGACGGAUCGACCAUCAACCCACUGACCAGCCCAAGCUCCCAGUACCCAGUGUACGGAACCUACCCAGGAGGCUUCACUGGAUUCAGACCGGGAUACACCCAGCCAUUCGCCACCGGCAGCAAUUCAUUCAGCAAUCAGUCCAAUGUUUGCAUCUACAAGGGAUCCAUCUACAGACAAGGCGAGACAUGGGAGGAUGGAUGUGACUUCAAAUGUACCUGCGUUGAUCAGUCCAAGGGAAUGUACCAGUGUACUGCCAGAUGUAAGACCUACACCUCCCUCCCUUCAGUUUGUAAAAUGUACGAUGUUCCUGGUGAGUGUUGUGCAGAGGUCCGUUGCAAGACCCCUGAGAGCUCACCCACACCCCCAGUCAUUGGUGGACCCACUGUUAGGCCUUAUCUUGAUCCACUCUGUCACGACACCAUCGACAACUGCAAAAACUACCAGAAGGAGGUGGCCUGUCGUGGAGCCUAUGAACCAUGGGCAAGAUCGCACUGUAACCUGACCUGUGGCUUCUGCACGCCAUCUGUAACCGUGCAACCAGUUUGUGCCAACCGUAUCAACAACUGUGAUUUGUAUGGUAAAUCUGUCUGCACUGGUACUUACCGACCUUGGGCAACAGACAACUGUGCAAAAUACUGCAACUUAUGUACAAACUCUGCUCCAACCACUCCUGCCCCCACCCCAAGCACUGUGUGCCAGGAUAAGCUCGACAACUGUCAGGCAUAUGGUAAAUCCAGCUGUACCGGACAGUUUGAACCCUGGGCGCGUGACAACUGUCGUUUCUACUGUGGAUUCUGUAGUUCCACCGGAUCAGUCAUUAACUUCCAAGUUCAGCCUCCCACAGGGUACACAACUCUGAUGAAGGGUGUGGCCGGAGUGCCAGGGGACAUGUACCAGAUCUGGACCAGCCCAGCUACAAUGAACGCCAACAACCAACAGGCUAUGUAUCUUACCAACACAUUCAAGGGUCACUACAAAACUGACCUGUCACAAUGGAACAGCAUGUGUCUUGAUAGGAUUCGAGUGUCUAUCUACAAGAAUGGACAAGAGAAGGCAUGGAUCGAGUUCAAUUCAAUUGGAGCCAAUCAGAACAACUGGUUUGAUCCUAGCAGAAUCAUUGCUUCCAGCUACACAGACAUCAAGACAGCAGCCAAGGAAGUUUUCAGCAUGAUGGGUGACACCAACACUGGGCGGGAGUUCCUGAUGAGUCAGCACUCUAACACUCAAUGCGAUACCUAUGGAUGGAUCAUGAUCUCCACCCAGAACAACUGUCCAUUUGAGGCUAGUGCUGGUGGAAAGCCUGCCUUCCUCUACUCUCCUGGCCAAACAUCCUCCCACUUUGAACAGACCCAAGUUGGAACUGGAGAUGUUCUUGCUAUCAUGGGCCACCAUGGAACAUGCAUCGUCACUGUGAGACCCACUUUCCAAGUCACAAACACUGCUGCUUGUGUAUACAAUAACAAGGUCUACAACCAAGGAGACUCCUGGACCGAUGGUUGUAAAUAUAACUGUACAUGCACAGAUGCCAGAAACGGAAACUAUCAAUGUGUAGAACUAUGUCCAACCUAUUCACAACUCCCACAAGGCUGCUCCCUGGUGAAGAGCCCUGGAUCUUGUUGUGCAGUGCCAAACUGUGGUAACCACGUCUACAACCCCAACAGCAAUAACCCAGCAGAGAGAGGUUUGUGUUACUACAAAGGAGAUGUGUACUCCCAGGGAGAGCAAUGGGAUGAUGGCUGUCAGUACAAGUGUACCUGUCUGGAUGCCACCUUGGGCAGAUAUCAGUGUAAUCCAAAGUGCUUGAGCUGGCCUAACCUUCCAAGUGUGUGCUCUCUCCAGGCCCCUGCCCCAGGGUUGUGCUGCCCGCAGCCCAAAUGUCCCUCCAAUGUCCAAAUCAAUUUCCCCCCUGGUUACAAAAUAGAAUAAACACUCCUCUUCUAUUUGAUCAUUUCUUAGUGCAAUGAUAACAAAGACUAUAUUUAUUUGGUGCAUGAAGACACUGUACUGUUAGUUAUUAUUAUACAAUAAAAUUAUAUUUUGUUAUUAUGA
Messenger RNA from Magallana angulata, 13328 nucleotides. RefSeq lists its product as uncharacterized. Bases 27 to 13205 code for a protein of 4392 amino acids. Gene Ontology annotation, molecular function: protein binding. The transcript is spliced from 80 exons. Lineage: Eukaryota; Metazoa; Mollusca; Bivalvia; Ostreida; Ostreidae. The record is from RefSeq and is a predicted model, not a curated record.